AUGCAACUUGACAUGCUGUUGAAUAAACGUGAAAAACUGAAUAACGGAAAUGGAGAUCAUACAAUCAUCAUGGAAGAUGCAUCGUUUUCUUGGAAAGAUACACCUUCUUUGUUAUGCAUCAGUCUCAAGAUCAGAAGCGGUCAUUUAGUUGGAGUGAAAGGUGCUAUUGGUGCCGGCAAGUCAACCCUUCUAGCUGCUAUUCUCGGUGAAAUCAAUCUUGUUAGUGGAAAAUUACGAAUAUAUGUUGAUGCUAUUUCAUACGCUCCACAAUUGCCAUGGAUAUUUUCUGACACUAUUCGAGCUAAUAUUCUUCUUGGUAAACCAAUGAAUGAAGAACGUUACAAGAAUGUCAUCAAAGCAUGCUGUCUUGAUAUUGAUCUUCAGAAUUUUGGUGAAGUCGGUGAUUUAUUAAUGAUUGGUGAUAAAGGUAUUAAUUUGAGCGGAGGACAAAAAGCUCGAAUAUCACUGGCUCGUGCUCUCUAUACUGAUACUGACUUAUAUUUAUUCGAUGAUCCGUUGGCAGCUGUUGAUGCAAAGGUAGCCAAGAAUAUUUUUGAUCAAUGUAUUGGUUCUCAUAGUUUCCUUUGUGGAAAGACUCGGAUAUUAGUUACACAUCAGACACAAUUUUUAGUUGAAGCCGAUCAAAUAAUUCUAUUGAGGAAGGGUCACAUCGAUGAAUUAGGCAUCGAGCAACCUUUUGUCAAUAAAUCAUCAAAUGAUACGUUAGAAAUAGACCCAUCGAAUGUUACGUCAGAAACAGACUCAUCGAAAGAUAAUGAGACUGAUUGGACACUCAAUACUGCUACAAGUGAUAUAAACUCGAUUGUAAAAAGCGAGACUUCAAUCGAUGGUGGCAUCAGCUGGAGUGUUUGGCUACAAUUAUUUACUGCACCACCUUUACGUUGGUUUGGUUUUUUUCUUAUGAUAAUUUUUAUGCUUGGUAGUGAGGCUUUGUACGACUUUGCAAAUAAUUGGCUCGCUCUGUGGUCUGGUAAAAGUAAAAAUGAGCAACGAUCAUCAUUUUAUGCUUACGUCUAUCUUGGAGUUAUAUUUGCUACAUUGAUUGUUGCAUUAAUACGUGCCGGAUAUAUCUUCUUGAUUAUGUUGUGUGGUUCGACCUAUUUUCACAAUCGAAUGCUCAAAGGUAUCUUAUAUACUUCUUUACGUUUCUUUGAAAGUAAUCCAAGUGGAAGAAUAUUGAAUCGAGCAAGCAAAGAUCAACAAGUGUUAGAUGAAUCAUUACCUCUUGCUUUAAUUGAUACAAUGCAAUAUUUGUUAAUGACUCUCGGUUCUAUUGCAAUCAUUGGAAUAACCAAUAAAUGGGUACUUCUAAUUCUUAUUCCUUUAGUUCCUACAGUUUUGUGGCUUCGUAGGUUUUACAUACGUUCGAGUCGUCAAUUGAAACGACUCGAAAGUGUAACACGUAGUCCAAUUUAUGAAUUGUUCUCAUCGUCCUUAGAUGGACUUACUAGUAUCCGUGCGUUUGACGUUCAAGAUGACUUUUUGAAUAUGUUCAUGGAAAGAAUCGAUACCAAUUCACGAGCGUACUUCAUUCUCUUUGCCACUGCACGAUGGUUCGGUUUACAGCUCGAUCUUAUAACAUCUUUACUCACUUUAAUUACGGCUAUUCUUGCAGUAGCUUUGCGCCAUCAAAUCGAUCCAUCUGCAGCAGCACUCAGCAUUACCUAUUGUAUCACUCUAACCGGUCUGUUUCAAUGGGCUAUGCGACAAUCGGCCGAAGCCGAAAAUUUCAUGACCAGUGCAGAACGUAUUCAUGAAUAUGGUCAACUAGUGCCAGAAGGCCAUCAGAACAUUGAUGGAAAUAGUAUACUCAUUCAACCAGCAGAUGAUUGGCCAUCUCAUGGUAUUAUCGACUUUAAAGACUACACUUUUCGCUAUCGACCAGAGCUCGAUCCUGUGCUCAAAAACCUUAACCUACGAAUUGAAUCCAAGGAGAAGAUUGGAAUUAUCGGUCGGACAGGUAUGAUUACAUCAUUGCUAGGAUAUUUUUGA
This is a messenger RNA of Rotaria sp. Silwood1, 2013 nucleotides long. NCBI's taxonomy places the organism in Eukaryota, Metazoa, Rotifera, Eurotatoria, Philodinida, Philodinidae. The record is from the annotation of a GenBank genome assembly.